This is a messenger RNA of Triticum turgidum subsp. durum (durum wheat), 1161 nucleotides long. The record is from the annotation of a GenBank genome assembly. NCBI's taxonomy places the organism in Eukaryota, Viridiplantae, Streptophyta, Magnoliopsida, Poales, Poaceae.
AUGGCUGCAAGAACCAAAGGAAAGAUGGUCAUUCGAGAGCAUGGUGAAGGCCCUGCGGCGAUGCUCGCCAUCGGCACGGCGAACCCGACGAACCUCUUGCUUCCCCAAGACAUGUUCGCCGACAACUUGUUCCGUGUGACCAAGAGCGAGCACCUCACUGAACUCAAGGAAAAGAUGAACAGAAUCUGUCAGAAAACGGGCAUUGAAAAGCGCCACUUCCAUCUGACCGAGGAGACACUUGCCGCCCACCCAGAGCUCCUCGACAGGGAGCUGCCAUCCCUCGACGCACGCAUAGAAAUGGCCGCCACCGCGGUGCCGAAGCUCGCGCAGUCCGCGGCCGCCAAGGCCAUAGCCGAGUGGGGCCGCCCGGCCACCGACAUCACCCACCUCGUCUUCAGCACCUACUCGGCGUGGGAGGCCCCCAGCGCCGACCUCAAGCUGGCCACGCUCCUCGGCCUCCGCCCCACGGUCUGCCGCACCAUCCUCAGCCUCCACGGCUGCUACGGCGGCGGCAGGGCGCUCCACCUCGCCAAGGAGCUCGCCGAGAACAACCACGGCGCGCGCGUCCUCGUGGCCUGCGCGGAGACGACCCUUGUCUGCUUUGGCAGCCCCGACGGGGCCAACCUCGUGGGCCACGGAUUGUUCGGGGACGGCGCCGGCGCCGUCAUCGUCGGCGCCGGACCCUUCGGCGAAGGUGAGCGCCCGCUCGUCGAGAUGGUCACCGCCACGCAGACGACGAUCCCGAGGACCGAGCACGUGCUCGGCAUGCAGGCCACGGCAGGCGGCAUAGACUUCCACCUCGCCAUCCAGGUGCCGAUGCUGAUCGGACAGAACGUCGAGCGAUGCCUCCUCGACGCAUUCGACGGGGAUGCUCCGGGUUCCUGGAACGAGCUCUUCUGGGCGGUGCACCCGGGUGGCCGUCCCAUCCUGGAUAACAUAGACACGGUGCUCAAACUGGAGCCAGGUAAGUUGGCGGCCAGCCGGCAUGUGCUCCGCGAGUACGGCAACAUGAGUGGCGCCACCAUCGUCUUCGUGCUUGACGAGCUGCGCCGGCGUCGGAAGGAAGAGGAUGGUGGGCAUCUGCUGCCGGAGUGGGGCGCCAUGCUGGCCUUCGGUCCGGGAAUCACCAUCGAGACCAUGCUGCUUCGCUCUCCACGCUGA